Molecule: messenger RNA, 1634 nt
Organism: Anoplopoma fimbria (sablefish)
Lineage: Eukaryota; Metazoa; Chordata; Actinopteri; Perciformes; Anoplopomatidae
Gene: tdp2b
Product: tyrosyl-DNA phosphodiesterase 2b
Exons: 7
Coding region: 304-1392 (362 amino acids)
Biological process (GO): double-strand break repair
Cellular component (GO): PML body; cytoplasm
Molecular function (GO): protein binding; single-stranded DNA binding; 5'-tyrosyl-DNA phosphodiesterase activity
Source: RefSeq, a predicted model, not a curated record
UAACCGCUAGCCAAAUUGUAUUUGUAUCAAUGGUUGUAAUUUAACAGCUCCACAUCAAUACCAAUAUGUGACGAUAUUCAUUGGUAACUGCACAUGUAAUCUAGAGUUGUUCACGUUUAAUUAUACAAAGUAACGGUUCUAUUUGGCUUCGCUGAGAUUUGUUGGAACGUAAUAACCAAAUAUGCCCGGAAGCAUUUCACUGGUGCACCUGAGAUAACUUGCAGAGAAAAAAACAUGGACCAAUGUUUGCAAUAGUCUACUUUUCCUCUGUUAUUCUGCAAGUAAAAGUAGUUGGUAUAAAACAUGGCUUCCAACACUUUAUCCGACUCGGACAAACCAUCGGUUUCUAAUGUGGAACAAAACAGAAAACGCCUCUGCGAUGAGUUUGCUGCAAUAACAGGGACGGAUAGCGCUGUGGCUCAGUGCUACCUGGCUGAAAACGAGUGGGAGAUGGAGAGAGCUCUGAACUCAUUCUUUGAGGCUGAUUUGGAGAAGGUGUUUGAAGAAGAUGUUCCAGAUGGUGAGGAGGGCCCCAAACCAAAGAGGCAGAGAGUUGAGGAAAAACCUCCUCGAGACUGUAUAGAUUUGACUGAAGACAGUCCGGCCUCUACACGCAAACAGUCAGAAGAAGACGACGAUAAACUGUCACUUAUCUCCUGGAACGUGGACGGACUCGAUACAGACAACCUUGGAGAGCGUGCCAGAGGCCUGUGCUCCUUCUUAGUCUUAUACACUCCUGACGUGGUGUUCCUACAGGAGCUCAUUCCACCUUAUGUUCAGUACUUGAAGAAACGGGCUGUCAGCUACCUAAUCAUAGAAGGUGGCGAGGAUGGUUACUUCACCGGGAUGAUGCUGAAGAAGACACGGGUCAAAUUUUUGGAGAGCGAGAUAGUAACUUACCCUACAACUCAAAUGAUGAGGAAUCUGCUUGUAGCUCAGGUGACAUUCAAAGGCCAGAAGCUGUGUCUGAUGACGUCCCACCUCGAGAGCUGUAAAGGCCAAGCAGAGGAACGGAUGAAACAGCUGCGAGUGGUGAUGCAGAGGAUGAGAGAGGCCCCUGAGGAUGUCACCGUCCUGUUCGGAGGGGACACAAACCUGAGGGACACUGAGGUUGCCAAGGUGGGUCUGCCCUCCGGUGUCUGCGAUGUGUGGGAACGACUGGGAAAGCAGGAGCACUGCCGCUACACAUGGGACACCAAAACCAACAACAACAAGUCUGUCCCUUACAUCAGCCGCUGCCGCUUCGACCGGGUCUACCUCCGCCCGGCCGCCAAGGACGGCGUCCCACGCCUGGCCCCUGACCACAUGGCCCUGGUGGGGCUCGAGAAGCUGGACUGUGGACGCUUCACUAGUGAUCACUGGGGAAUCUAUUGUAGCUUCUCUGCUGCGUAGAAAUGCACAAAACAACUUGAAACACGCCAGUUAAAAGUUUAAGAUCAGCUAGUUUAGUUUUUUUUGGGUCAGUACAAACACAUUAUCUGUUAAAGAAAAUGAUCUGCGACUUCUGAGGUGGGUUAAUUGUAUAUUUUAUAUUUUGAUUUGAUCAGUUUUAUCUUCUAAGUGUCUAUUAUUGGAGCCUUUGCUUUUUUGAGUUUUUUUGUGUAAUGAAAUAAAUGAAGACAGCACCAAUAAAU